AUGGCGGUUCCAAUCGACAAUCUUGGGCUGAAAUCUCUCCUAAAGGAGAGAGUCUACACAAAAUGGGUUGAUAAUCUGGGCGAAUCUUUUACGCUAGGUUCUCGUUCACAUACAAACAAAGAGGAAACCGAACUUCUUAUGGAAGUAGUCUGCGAUUCAAAGGCACAUAUUCGUGUCCAUUUCUCCCUCGACAUAUUUUGCCGGGUUAAUGGCAAGCAACGUCCAACACAGUUAUUAUUAGUUGUUCCGCCACAUGGUGACUUUAACUAUGCUUUGAAGUCUCGUCCGAUAAGGCAACUUGGUGAUUUUCUCCACUCUGACGCAGUUGCUGUUCACGAUGCUGGUAUAAUCAAAUCAGAGCAGAUUCAUGUUCUUCCGUUUAAUCUCCGUUCCCUAGGAUUCGUUGUCAAAAAGACGAGGAAACUUAAUACACCUUCCAAUAGUACGUCGAAGGAAUUGGCUCGUAUGAUCAGAUCAUUAUCUCUUGUGAAGACUUUUAAGGUAUAUAUAAAACCUAGCGAUUAUGCACAGCAAAAUCUGAAAACUGUUUGGGAACGCUUGAGCGGUACAGGCGCAGAGAUCAGUAUAUCCAAUAUGAUGGACAUGUACUCUAUAGACGAUGUUGAGGUAGUGGACUGGACCAAAUUUGGCCUUGAGGAAUUUCUGGACACACUUUCGCCACCGGUCGCACUACCGUCACAGGAUGCACGAGUAACACCGAACGCACUACCGCCACCAUACGCCAAGAACGAUGCACAAAGGUCGACAGGAGUAGAGAUUCCUCAGUCACCACCAAACGCAUAUACGAAUACAAAAUUAGUACCCAACAUUGGCGAUGCGAUUGUGCCAGCAACACCGAGUUCUCUGCCGGUAUGCCAUGGUAUUUUCUCUCCCGAGCCUGAAAAGCAGUCAAAGGUCGCAGGAGACUCGGACCUUGACGAUAUCCACAAAGAUUCAGGACAUGUCGAAAAUUCUGAGUUGGACUCGGAUGAGGAACGUCUCGCUGCGUUGAAUGCUCAACAGCUAAGUCAACAACUCAGACAAAAAGAAAUCUCAGAUACUCUUUUGUCCAAAUUCAGAAAUUGGUUAAAUGCGACAAUGGCCAUCGAUGUAAAUGUGUACAAAAACCCUGAACUGACUACAAGGCUUCGGACUCUCGGCACAAGUGUUCGCAAUUCUGAGGUUGGACUGUUUGAAGCAACGAAACAUUGGUGCUCUGCGCUGUUCUUGUUCAAACAAACAGAUGCCAGCAGCCAAGCAAACGGAGACCCAAGCAAACAAACGGAUGGAUAUUUUGUUUCAGACAUGGCCGAACUCAUCAAAUGGGUUAACAAAUUUCAUCGUGACGCAGAGGUGACGGUGCUGAAGCACGAUUUUCUAAGGCUAGGGAGUGCUGCUCGUGCAUGUGACACGGAGCAGUAUAUGCAUCAUAAAUGUGAAAUCAUUCUUCGCAUAUUCGUCAGCCCAACGGGGAGCAACAAGGUCUGGUCCGGAAAAAGAAAAUUCUCAGAAAUUGGUAGCAUUGGGUGUGAAUGA
Molecule: messenger RNA, 1536 nt
Organism: Botrytis porri
Lineage: Eukaryota; Fungi; Ascomycota; Leotiomycetes; Helotiales; Sclerotiniaceae
Exons: 1
Coding region: 1-1536 (511 amino acids)
Source: RefSeq, a predicted model, not a curated record